CAAAUCGCAAAAUACUAAAAUAAUACCAAAAGCAAAAUACCAAAAACAAAAAAAAAACCGAAUCUCACAAUUAUCAAAUAGGCAUUUUGGCAACUGGCAACUGGCAAAAAUGGCGCUGUCCAAGCGGCCGCUAAGCAAGGAGACGCCCUUGGUGGAGAGCAGCAGUAAUAACAGCAACAGCAACAACAACAACAACAACAACAGCAACAACAACAGCAACAACAACAAUGAGCAUGAGACGGCCAUUAAGCGACGCAAACGCUGCAGUCGUGAUGAUGAAUUAGCUGCCAGCAACAACAAUAAUAACAACAACAACAACAAUAAUAACAACAACAACAACAACAACAACACCAACAGCAACACGAACACCAGCAACAACAACAACAACACAUUGCCACAAAAGAAGCGCCAGGUGGGCCUAAGCCUAAGCCUGGGUGUGGCCAAAACAGCAACAACAGCCGCCAGCAGCGAUAGCCCUCCGGCAGCAGCCGCAACAGCAACAGCAGCAACACAGCAAAAAGCGACAGCAACAGUUGCCGCCGUGCAGGAUGCAGCCGAUCAGGAUGAUGAGACAUUAAUACGUGAAACGCAGGCGGCGCUCAAAAGUCUAUCCGGCAGCUGGCCCGAUGCGCGCACCAAUUUGUAUCGCUUGCAGGAGCAGGAGGAUGAGAAUCCGCCGCCAUUUCAGAAUCUGUUCGAGGAGAAGCAAAAGUAUGCGUGCAACAAUGUCAGCAGCAAUUGCAACAGCUACAACAGCAACAACAACAACAACAACAACAAUCACACACAACAAAACUCACAUACACUUCUGCUACGUUUCCACAGACAAAAGGAGAACGAUCAGGCGCGCCUCAACAGCAACAACAACAACAUCAGCAACAGCAACAUCAGCAACAGCAACAGCAACAUCAACAAUAUACACAAAAAGGAUACGCUAGAUGCAGCCGCCGCCUACGCACAAGCAACAUCCGCCUUCAAGCCGCCCAUCGAUAUUAUCAAACGCAACGGCCAAUUGGCCGCCGCAGCAGCUGCCCACGCCCAUGCACAGGCCCAGGCGCACGCCCAUGCCCAGGCACAGGCCUACGCCCAUGCACAGUACACGAGCAGCGCCUACAAUGCGGCCGAAGCCUACUAUGGCUAUGCAGCUGCAGCUGCUGCCAGUCAACAGCAGCAACAACAGCAGCAGCAACAGCAGCAACAGCAGCAACAGCAGCAGCAACAUGGCCUGUGCCUGGAGCCGAGUCGCAGCUUUGACAUUGCCGCACAGCUGGGCUCGCCCACAGAGAAGGGCGUCAAGCUGCAGCAGCAGCUGUCUAAGGAAGCGCCACUGCCGCUGGUCGAUGCCAAACAGUAUACGAUAUUGCAGCCGGCGGGCGUUGGCAGUCGGGCCGCAUCCGUAAUGCAGGAUAUAGCACGUGAGGGCGUUGUCGGUGUCUCGCUGGUUGCCACGCCACCAACAACAGCAUCGUCAGUAGCAGCAUCGUCUGCAGCAGCAGCAGCAGCAGCAGCAACUUCCACGACACCAGCAGCAACUGCCACUGCUGCAGUAACUCCCACAGCAGCAGCGUCUACGCCGGCGCCCAGCUACUCGCCGGGCAGCCAGAAUCGCGUGUUGGCCUUGCACGAACAGAUACUGAAAUGCCCCACGCCCGGAUGCAACGGACGGGGCCACGUCCAGCCGCAUCGAAGCGUGCACCGCAGCCUCUCCGGCUGCCCGAGAGCGAUCCGGCGCUCGGCUAGUCGACGGUCGGGCGCAGCGCGUUAUCAGGCGGUGACUGGCGAACUGGAGAAGCAUGAGAAGGAACUGCAUCCGCUGGACAAACUCAAGAUCACCUCAAGCCACUAUCUGAACAACAACAACAGCAGCUGUAUCAACAACAACAACAACAACAACAGCAGCAACAGCAACAACAGCAACAACAAUAAUAAUAAUAAUACCAACAACAACAACAACAACAAAACGAUGCCCAUUAUCAAGUCGGAGUACAGUCCGGUCGCCAGCAUUAAAUCGGAGUACACAAAGAGCCCCAUGCACUCAUAUUUGGCCAACGAUGCCGCCUCGGCGGCCAGCAGCGCGAUACCAGCUGGCAGCGCGCGCAGCACCAACAACAACAACAAUAAUGGAGGCGGCAACAAUGCAGCCAGCGUGGCGACCAGCAAUGGUCCCACCGAGCCGCAUCUGAGCCGCUUUGUGGGCAUGCAAAGUCCACAGCCUCAUCCACACGCCCACCAUCAACAGCAGCAACAGCAACAGCAGCAGCAACAGCAGCAGCAGCAGCAACACACGAUGCAUCAGCAGCGCGGACCCUUCAUUGAGGGCAAUGCCAGCCAGAUGAUGCCUGCGGGCAAUGCCAGUGCCGGCGAUGGCAACGAUCCAGCCAGCUACCACGCGGAGCACCAACAACAACAGCAGCAGCAACAACAGGCGGAUGAACGCCAGCAGCAAUACGAGCAAAUGCGCUACGCACAGAGCCAUGGACAUGGCCUGGCGGCCAGCGAUGCUGCGGCCGAGCAACAGCAGCAGCAGCAACAGCAGCAACAGUUGCUGGCAAGCAAUCCCAGCAGCAGCGAAUUAUCGCCGGUUACAGCACGCAGCGCCUACGAGCAUCCGCAUCCGCAUCCACACACGCAUCCGCAUCCGCCCGCAACGCUCGGUACGCCCGUUUUCGCUGUGGGCGUGGGCGUUGGCAUUGGCGUCGGCGAUACAGUAACAGCCAGUACGGCAGGCUUCGAGCGCUACGAUCCCAAUUGCUGUCCCAGCGGUGGCGGUCAGCGUCAGGCGGUGGCAGCGGCAGCAGCGCCCGCCAAUAUGUACCACUAUCUGCCGCAGAGUGCGGACGAUUUGCAGGCGCAGCAGCAGAAGUAUCUGCAGGAGCAACAGCUGCUGAUGGCCAAGGCCGAGCACGAGGAGCUGACCAAUGGAGGUGGUCCCAUCUAUCCGCGGCCCAUGUAUCAUUAUGAUCCGACUAUGGGUCCGCUGCCGCCAGGCUUUUCCGCCAUUAAUUUGUCCGUGAAAAUGGCUGCAGCGCAGGCCGCAGCAGCAGCGGCUGCCUAUCAGAAUCAGCAACAGCAGCAGCAAGCGCAGCAGCAGCAGCAACAGCAGCAACAGCAGCAGCAGCAACAGCAACAACAUCACCAGCAACAACAGCAGCAGCAGCAGCAGCAACAGCAACAGCAGCAACAACAGCAGCAGCACAGCAAGCAGAGCAGCUCGCCAACGCCAAAUGUGGGCGUGGCAGCGCCAGCUGUUGACCUAUCGGGCGCCACAUCGGUGACGUCAUCCAGCCCGCACGGUUUCAACUCGCCAGCCUCGCACAACCAAUACAACCAGCGCAUGGGCAACGGCAGCCCACAGCCGGGCGCCAGCCCCAACAUAGCCAGCCCCCAAGUGCCGAGUCCGCAGGGCCAAACGCUGGACCUGAGCGUCACACGUUUACCGCACAGCAUCAUCACGAGCCCGCAGUACGGCGCCGACGGCCUUGUCGUGGGCCACGGUCAGGGCUUUGGCAGCGCAGCGCCCGGCUCAAUUGGACCGAACGGACCGCCGCGUUCACCACAAAUGGAGCCAGUUGACUUUAGCGGACCGCCGCGUCCCCUCGGCUUUGGCCUGGUGGGCCACAUUAGCGGGCCGCGGCCAUAUAGUCGCGAAUCCACGCCGGACAGCGGCGGCUCGCACUACAUUGAAACGUAUCGAGAUCCGAGCGGCUAUUCACCGCAUCCUGGCUACGGCAUGGUAGUUCAAUCAGACUAUCCACCAGCUGGCUACCAUGGCUAUGGCCCCGCCGCCUAUCAAUGCAGCAAUCCGUACGCAACGGCCGUGGGGCCGGGCGGCUAUCCGACGCCCGUAUCCGGCGGCUAUUCACCCAGUCCGGCCACCUGCUACUCGAUGCCACCGCCGCAGCAUAUACCGCAGCAUGACAAGUCCAAAGAUGGCUUGACGGGCUGCUCGCGGUCUGACCGCAACCAUCUGCAGUCGCACUCACAGGAGCUGAAGUGCCCGACGCCCGGCUGCGAUGGCUCCGGCCAUGUGACUGGCAACUACUCAUCGCAUCGCAGCCUCUCCGGCUGUCCGCGCGCCAACAAACCGAAGAGCAAGCCGCGCGAUGGCCAGGACUCUGAGCCGCUGCGCUGUCCCAUACCCGGCUGCGAUGGAUCUGGCCAUUCUACUGGCAAAUUCCUGUCACACAGAAGUGCAUCGGGCUGCCCCAUUGCCAAUCGCAACAAGAUGCGCGUACUGGAGGCCGGCGGCACCGUGGAACAGCACAAGGCCGCUGUGGCAGCUGCCACGGCCAUGAAAUUUGAUGCCUGCACCACAGUUGGCAGUCAGGGCAUCAAGAAACCAAAGUUCGAUGAGGUUACCAUGGUAUAUCCCAAGGGCUAUACAGGCGGCAGCGGCCUGGACAUAGUCAUGAGCGGCGUCGGCGUCGGCGUUGGCGUUGGCGUUGGCGUACCCUUGCCGCCUGGCAUUAACAGCAGCAGCAGCAACAACGUCGGCGGCGGCAGCGGCAGCGUUGGCGUUAACAGCGACAAAUCAGCGAGCGCCAAUGUAAAUGUGACCGGCGGCAGCGAUGAUCUAAAUACACUGGAAGCGGAAAUAUCGGAGCUGCAGCGGGAAAAUGCACGCGUCGAAUCGCAAAUGAUGCGACUCAAAUCGGAUAUAAAUGCAAUGGAAUCGCAGCUGAGCACCAGCGAUCGGGAGGCUUCUCCACUGAGCGCACAUCAGCAACAGCAGCAGCAGCAACAACAGCAGCAACAACAGCAACAGCAACAUCAACGACCCACUGCAUCAUCGUUGGCCUCGCCCAGCGGCCAGUCGCCGUUUGCCGGCGUCUCAUCCACCACCAGCAGCAGCGGCGUCGAUCUUCUGCCGAGCAGCGGCCACAUGUCCCAUGUGACAGACGGCAGCGGCGGACCACCCAAUGCCAAUCUGAACAACUACUAUGAGAGUUUGCGCAACAACGUUAUCACGCUGCUGGAGCAUGUGCGUCUGCCACCGCCGCCGCCGCCACCGUUGCCGCCAGCGGGAGCGGUGCCGGGCACUGCUGGUCUACAGGCCGGCAUGGAUAAUGGUUGUGCCGCUGGCGUUCAGCUGGGUGGCGGUGAGCAUCAUACGGCAGCGGCUGCUGCAUAUUCCACACUGUUGCCGCCACCACCGCCGCCGCCACCGCCGCCGGCAACGUCGGGCACCGCAGUUGGGACACCGAUGUACCAUGGCCAUCAGGGCAGUUUGGGUGGUGGCGCCACAGCCGGUGCGCCGCCACCGCCGCCGCCGCCACAUGCGCCACACCACGCCUAUACGGUUCAUCAUCCGGGCGGUUAUCCGCAUGGGCAUCCGCAUGCGCAUCCGCACGAGCAUUUCGACUCAUACAUCUCGAAGCUGCAGUCGCUCUGCGUGCCGCCCGAUGUGUACGCCCUGCCCGAUGAUGGCGGCCGGCCCGUCUACAACUCGGUCAAGCCGACUAUGCACCAGGACUAUGGCAAGCUAAUGCCCACGCCCAUUUAAGGCGCCGCCGUCCCUGGUUAGUAUAUGUGUGUGUGUGUUUGUGUAUAUAUAAGCGCUGAUCAUAAGAAUGAAUCAUCAAUGAAUGAC
Drosophila virilis is the source of this 5590-nucleotide messenger RNA. RefSeq names its product alpha-protein kinase 1. Gene Ontology annotation, molecular function: RNA polymerase II cis-regulatory region sequence-specific DNA binding; zinc ion binding; DNA-binding transcription factor activity, RNA polymerase II-specific. Gene Ontology annotation, cellular component: nucleus. The record is from RefSeq and is a predicted model, not a curated record. Lineage: Eukaryota; Metazoa; Arthropoda; Insecta; Diptera; Drosophilidae. Gene Ontology annotation, biological process: regulation of transcription by RNA polymerase II.